AUGGAUUCGGAUGGAAAAGGCGAGCCAAACGGUUCAAGACAGCAAGACUCGACCACGAAUGACCUGGACGAGAAAUAUCCCAAUCCCCCUCGCAACCACUCACCUACCUUGCCAUUUCAUGAUUUAUUCCUGACCCUGUUUAAUCCUCUCAAUGAGAACAAAAAGCGUCCAACCGGCCCAGCGGCUGCCCGAAGAAAGGUGGGUCCUCAUGGACAGGGCGCUGCCGUCCAUCUGAGCCCACAAGAGCGGCGAAGGGACAUAAUUCAGAGAUUCAUUUCGCGAUGGCGGAAAGAAGUGGGCGACGACAUAUUUCCUGCAUUUCGGUUGAUAAUUCCUGAAAAAGACCGAGAUCGUGCCAUGUAUGGAUUGAAGGAGAAAGCCAUCGGAAAAUUGCUUGUGAAAGUUAUGAAAAUUGAUAAAAACUCUGAGGAUGGAUUUAGCUUGUUGAACUGGAAGGUGCCAGGCCAGAGCUUUGCGAGUAGAAUGGCUGGCGAUUUUGCCGGUCGCUGUUUCGAAGUCAUAUCAAAGAGGCCUUUGAGGACUGAGGUGGGUGAUAUGACAAUUGAUGAAGUCAAUGAGCAGCUAGAUAAAUUGUCCGCAGCCUCGAAGGAGGAUGAGCAGGUGCCUAUUCUCGCGUAUUUUUACCGAAGGAUGAACCCUGAGGAGUUGAUGUGGCUUAUACGGAUUAUUCUACGGCAAAUGAAAGUCGGUGCCACAGAACGGACGUUUUUCAGCAUCUGGCAUCCGGAUGCAGAGGCAUUGUUUAGUAUCUCUAGCAGCCUUCGGCGAGUUUGUUGGCAACUUUAUAAUCCUGAUGUUCGUUUGGAAGGGGAUGAAACAAAAGUCACUCUUAUGCAGUGUUUUCAACCCCAGCUCGCUCAGUUUCAAAUGCAAUCGUUUGAACAUAUGAUCAAAAGGAUGAGGUUGGCUGAGGACGACCCAACCUUUUGGAUUGAGGAAAAGCUUGACGGGGAACGCAUACAGCUUCAUAUGAAGCCGGACGAUUCAAUACCUGGAGGUAAGAGGUUUGGCUUCUGGUCUCGAAAGGCCAAGGAAUAUACGUAUCUGUACGGCAAUGGGUUGUUGGAUGAAAAUGGGGCACUCACAAGGCAUCUUCAAGACGCUUUUGCAGAUGGUGUUCAGAGCAUCAUUCUAGAUGGAGAGAUGAUCACAUGGGACCCAGAGCACGACGCGAUUGUCCCUUUCGGGACUCUUAAGACUGCCGCGUUGGCUGAGCAAAGAAACCCAUUCUCGACAGGACAGCGGCCUCUAUUCCGUAUAUUUGAUAUCCUUUACCUGAACGGCCGACCACUCACAAGAUACACCCUGAAGGACCGCAGAAAAGCACUUGAAGCAAGUGUGAUUCCUGUACAUCGCCGUUUUGAAAUCCACACAUAUGAUAUUGGCCAUAGUGCCGCUGAUAUCGAUCCCUUACUUCGGAAGGUAGUCGCGGAAGCAUCUGAAGGUCUUGUUCUUAAAAAUCCCAACUCUCCUUAUCGACUAAACGAACGUCACGACGACUGGAUGAAGGUCAAGCCCGAGUAUAUGACUGAAUUCGGUGAAUCUCUUGAUUGCAUUGUAAUCGGCGGAUAUUACGGUUCUGGCCGUCGAGGUGGCGCCCUAUCAAGUUUCCUAUGUGGACUAAGGGUCGAUGGCUCGCACUCCAAAACAGGUGAUCACCCUACAAAAUGCUAUUCAUUUUGCAAAGUGGGAGGAGGGUUUACUGCUGCCGAUUAUGCCAAUAUUCGCCAUCAUACCGAUGGGAAGUGGAUGGAUUGGGAUCCAAAACGACCACCCACUGAAUACAUCGAGCUUGCUGGAGGUGACCUACAGUAUGAACGUCCUGACGUAUGGAUAAAGCCUGAGGAUUCGGUUGUUCUAUGUGUAAAGGCAUCAUCCGUUACCUCAACUGACCAGUUCCGCCUUGGCCUUACUGUGCGAUUUCCGCGCUUUAAACGACUUCGUAUGGAUAAGGACUGGCGAAGUGCCUUGUCGAUCCAGGAGUUUAUGGACCUUAAGUCAAAUGUCGAAAGGGAAGUGAAAGAAAAGGAAUUCAAGGUUGACGACUCUCGCAAAGUGCGGCACAGGAAGACUAUCAAAAAGCCGCUGACGAUUGCCGGUUAUGACGGAGGCAAGAAGAUUGAAUAUGUUGGUCCUUCUGGGAAAUUGUUUGAUGGACUCAAUUUUUUUAUCAUGACCGAAUCAGUUCAUCAGCCGAAGAAAACCAAGGCUCAACUGGAACAACUCGUGAAAGCCAAUGGCGGUAAGAUAUAUCAGACGAAUAAUGUUGCUGAAAACACAAUUUGCAUCGCCGAUCGCAGAACCGUGAAAGUAGCUUCGCUUCAGAAAAACGCGCAAGAGAACGUCAUCAGGCCAUCAUGGCUAUUUGACUGCUUAACACAAAACGAGAGGGAUCGUGGUCUUCCGGACCUGCUUCUUCCACUGGAACCAAACCUGAACGAACGAAAACCAACAAUCCCAACAAUAUCCAACACCUCAACAUGCCCCGGCUGGCUUUUCAAAGGACUAGUCAUAUACUUUGCCACGCCCCCGUCCAUGUCGAACGAGGGAAACGGCAAAGUACCACACGUUCUGCCACAACGUCUCUACCUCGCUUCCAACCUGGUAAAGUUCGCCGGCGGCGAAGUCAUCACGGACGACGAUGGCGACAUGAAGGAUGCGCGCAUCACGCAUGUUGUCGUUGACAGCAAUCCGCCCGGUGACAAGGCAGCUAUGGCAGCGGCGGACGUUGCUGGCAUCAGGAGGGCGAUUUCAUCCCGUGCUGGGGUUGGUAAACGGAUUCCGCAUAUUGUUGGGGUUGAGUGGGUGGAGGAGAGUUGGAGGGAGCGGACGUUGGUUGAUGAGGAAAGAUUGACGCCAAAGUGA
Histoplasma capsulatum G186AR is the source of this 2886-nucleotide messenger RNA. Its product is annotated as DNA ligase. Bases 1 to 2886 code for a protein of 961 amino acids. The record is from RefSeq and is a predicted model, not a curated record. Lineage: Eukaryota; Fungi; Ascomycota; Eurotiomycetes; Onygenales; Ajellomycetaceae. The transcript is spliced from 6 exons. Gene Ontology annotation, biological process: double-strand break repair via nonhomologous end joining; DNA recombination; DNA biosynthetic process. Gene Ontology annotation, molecular function: DNA ligase (ATP) activity; DNA binding; ATP binding. Gene Ontology annotation, cellular component: DNA ligase IV complex.